GGGAACUACACUGUGCACAGCACAUAUCUAGCGUCGCCGCAGUUACAAACAAAGCUUUCCUGUUGUGUGGAAAAGAAAACGGCACCAAUUGGCUCCUCUUGAAAAAGUAACAUCCUUGGGCAGCUCUUCAACUUAAAAGCUAUCUUUUCACCCGCGUCUCCAACAAAGGACGAGACUGAUGAAUGACAACAACUACUUUAUUUGUGAAAACGUCUAAUAUUGGACAUUUUCAGUCAUAUACGGAGGUGUAUUCAUCACAACCUUAAGUAACCGAUACGGCUCAUAGCUUUUAUGUUGAUGGGUAAUGAGGUUUUGUCUGGGCUGGAAGUGAAAGAUUCGCACUUUGUGUAUCUCCAAAAUGACGGACGACCGAAUCACACUGAGGCAGGACGAGUGUGAUUAUACUAGCUGUUACUGUGAAGAAAACGUGUGGAAACUUUGCGAAUUCGUCCGCAGGGAGAGAAGUGCGUCUCUCCAAGAACUCUUUGUGGUGUUCAUCUCGAAUGAGAAUCGAACGGUUCCUUUGUGGAAACAGAAGUCAGCACGUGGAGACCAGCCUGUGAUUUGGGUAGGAGACCUGAUGGGCGCGGGCGGGGACCCGACACGCCACAGCCAUGUGUCAAGUGCGGUGCUGUAUGUGCAGGAUUAUCACGUGGUUCUGCUACACGUCCGGGGUCAGGGCGAGGCUGCGAUUUACGAUCUGGACUCGGUCGUGCCGUUUCCCUGUAGCCUGAAGAUUUACGCCGUUCACGCUCUGCGCUCGGACCAGUGCCUCAAACCCGCCUAUCACAGGAAGUUGCGCGUGGUCCCCGCCGACUGCUUCCUAUCGAACUUCGCCUCGGACCGUUCGCACAUGAAGAAUUCCGACGGCUCCUGGAAGAUGCGGCCUCCGCCUUAUCCGCCGAUCUCCACUGCAGACUCUCACAUGAACCUGGAUGACUUCAUCUGCAUGAAGCCUACCGUGGGAUGGGGCCACGUUUUCACUUUGGACCACUUCUUGCAGCACUACAAUAAACACUCAUUGUCAUAGUGUGCGGGUGUGUGUCUUUUGGAAUGUACUUGUUGACGUGAACUAUAAUAGGAAUGAAGUUGGAGCCCCAUCAAAUGCAGGUGUGGUUAUCUUUAUUGAUUGAAUGGGAUGUGCCAAUGAA
Molecule: messenger RNA, 1151 nt
Organism: Syngnathoides biaculeatus (alligator pipefish)
Lineage: Eukaryota; Metazoa; Chordata; Actinopteri; Syngnathiformes; Syngnathidae
Gene: ntaq1
Product: N-terminal glutamine amidase 1
Exons: 5
Coding region: 359-1030 (223 amino acids)
Cellular component (GO): nucleus; cytosol
Molecular function (GO): protein-N-terminal asparagine amidohydrolase activity; protein-N-terminal glutamine amidohydrolase activity
Source: RefSeq, a predicted model, not a curated record